This is a messenger RNA of Fusarium odoratissimum NRRL 54006, 2192 nucleotides long. Its product is annotated as tubulin gamma chain. Gene Ontology annotation, molecular function: GTP binding; structural constituent of cytoskeleton. Gene Ontology annotation, cellular component: microtubule; nucleus; cytoplasm. NCBI's taxonomy places the organism in Eukaryota, Fungi, Ascomycota, Sordariomycetes, Hypocreales, Nectriaceae. The transcript is spliced from 6 exons. Gene Ontology annotation, biological process: microtubule nucleation; meiotic spindle organization; mitotic cell cycle. The coding region runs from base 612 to 1646 and encodes 344 amino acids. The record is from RefSeq and is a predicted model, not a curated record.
GCUCAGGGCAGGUACGAGUGCGGCACGCGUCGCGUCAGUUUCCCCAAGACGAUGCCCGGAGAGAAAAAAGAUUUGGCUCUAAAACAACAACUUUUCAGCUUCUAAACAAUAUGCCCAGGGAAAUCAUUACGAUCCAGGCCGGGCAGUGCGGCAACAGCAGUUAGUUACAACCCAUCUCCCCCCGCCAUCUACAUACCAUUAUCUGCUCCCUCGAUAUGCCCGCAUCUACGCCGCCGUCUCCCGACUUGCUCUUGCAGCCAUGCGCAUACAGAUAUAUCGAACGUUGCUGAUUCUAUUCGUGCACAGUUGGAAGCCAGUUUUGGCAACAGCUCUGCCAGGAACACGGCAUCAGCCAAGAUGGAAACCUAGAAGACUUUGCGACUGAAGGCGGUGACCGAAAAGAUGUCUUUUACUACCAGAGCGACGAUACGAGAUACAUUCCCCGAGCCAUCCUGAUUGAUCUGGAACCGAGGGUCAUCAACGGUAUCCAGACUGGACCGUACAGAAAUAUUUAUAACCCCGAGAACUUUUACGUGGGCAAAGACGGCGUUGGUGCCGCCAACAACUGGGGUGAUGGUUACCAGAGUGGUGAGGCAGUGUACGAGGAUAUCAUGGAGAUGAUUGAUCGAGAGGCAGAUGGCAGUGACUCUCUUGAGGGCUUCAUGAUGUUGCACUCAAUUGCCGGCGGUACUGGAUCAGGUCUUGGUUCAUUCCUCCUCGAGAGGCUUAACGAUCGGUUUCCCAAGAAGAUCAUCCAGACGUACUCAGUCUUCCCGGACACAACGAACGCGGGCGAUGUUGUUGUUCAUCCUUAUAACAGUAUCCUAUCUAUGCGAAGAUUGACGCAAAAUGCCGACUCUGUUGUCGUUUUGGAUAAUGGUGCUUUAUCACACAUUGCUGCCGAUAGGUUGCAUGUUCAGGAGCCAUCCUUUCAGCAAACAAACCAGCUGGUUGCUACUGUCAUGUCUGCCAGUACAACAACACUUCGAUACCCCGGUUACAUGCACAAUGAUCUUGUCAGCAUCCUAGCCUCCCUCAUCCCAACUCCUCGAUGCCAUUUCCUUAUGACUGCCUACACACCGUUCACCGGUGACCAAGUCGAGCAAGCCAAGACAGUUCGCAAAACGACAGUGUUGGAUGUGAUGCGACGUCUACUGCAGCCCAAGAACCGCAUGGUGUCUACUGUUCCCGGCAAGAAAAGUUGCUACAUCUCCAUUCUCAAUGUCAUUCAGGGUGAAGUUGAUCCGACGGAUGUUCACAAGAGUCUGCUUCGUAUCCGAGAACGACGGCUGGCUACGUUCAUUCCAUGGGGACCUGCAAGCAUUCAAGUUGCCCUGACGAAGAGAAGUCCAUACAUCCCCAUGAGCCACCGUGUAAGCGGUCUUAUGCUCGCCAACCACACAAGUAUUGCGACGCUCUUCAAGAGAAUUUUGAGGCAGUACGAUGGCAUGCGUAAGCGUAAUGCCUUUAUGGAAGGAUACAAGAAGACAGCACCGUUCUCCGAGAACCUCAACGAGUUUGACGAGGCACGCCAAGUUGUUGCAGACUUGAUUGGCGAAUACGAAGCUGCUGAAGACGCAGAUUACCUCAACCCAGACGCAGGGGAGAAGCCCACAUCUGCAGAGACGGAUCGACGAGUAGCUUGAAGGAGGGAGGAGUUAAGGAUGAGUUGUUCAUAAUUGUGUCUGAGGUAGUGGGGUUUGAAACGUCACAAUGGGUGGUGGAUGUUGGAUGUUGAUAUUUGCUUCACAAUCACUGCACUGCAUCAAUGACAUUGCACUGGGGGCGUUUUGGGUGCCAGCCUCGGUUUUGGUUCGGGUUUAGAUACUUGGCUUGGUGAAUCCAUCGAUUGACUGGCUGAGUGCCUUGGUUUAAGGUUGAUACGUCGCGUGCUCCUUGGGUCCCGAGUCAGGCUAACCAAGGUAUUGACUUGGUACCUGACAGCAGUGACAGCAUCGCCUUGGUUGUGAUCCCUGUAGUCUCCUCACCGGGAUAUUGAAUGGGGUCGAUCCGCGAUCUGACUUAGCGUGGGUCGUCGAGUAAUAUCUCUGAGAUAUGCAGAAUCUGUCAGAAACAUCGUGGAACAUGUAACGUCAAAGAUGAUGUUUUGAUGUGGAGAAAGGACCGGAGCAUUUUGCGUGGUGAUGUUUUUGUGACGUCAGUGGUUCACUGACGUCAGAAUUGUAAAUGGC